AGGGGAGGGAAAACCCCAAAACGCCCCCCGAAAACUCCCCCCGAUUCUCCCCCCAAGAAACCUCCGGGCCCCCCCCAACAUGGCGGCGACCGCGGGGGGCGGGGCCUCGCCGGGGGGCGGGGCCUCGCUGGAGGAGGAGUGCGAGGUUGUGCGCGUGCGCGUCAAGAAGAGCGAGGGGCAGCAGCCCCCCGAGUUCCGCUCCUUCGCCGUGGACCCCCAGAUCACGUCGCUGGACGUGCUGCAGCACAUCCUGGCCCGCGCCUUCGACCUGCAGGGGAAGAAAAGCUUCUCGCUGAGCUUCGCCGCCCGGGACGGGCAGGGCCAGGACACCUUUGUGCCCCUGCUGAGCGACAGUGACCUGGUGACAGCGUUCACCUGGGCCAGGCCCACCCUCAGGCUGCGGCUGGACGUCAGGAACCCACCUGACAGCCCGCUGCUGGAGGACUGGGACAUCAUCAGCCCGCGGGAGGUGGCGGCGGCCGAGCCGGUGCCGGAGCGUCGGUCGCUGCUGGCGGCGGCUCUGCCCUUCACACAGGCCCUGCUGGCACAGGUUGGGCCGGACCUGGCUCGGGCCCAGGCGGCUCUGGCGUGGCCCGAGGGGUCCCCGGUGCCCCCGUCCCCCCCGCCUCGCGCCCUGAGCGACGCCGACCUGCGCUCCUACCUGGGCCCGGGGGGGCGGCUGCUGCGGCCCCACGACCUGCGGCUGCACGUCUUCCAUGGGGGCGUCGAGCCCGGCCUGCGCAAGGUGGUGUGGCGUUACCUGCUGAACGUGUUCCCGGCGGGGCUGUCGGGCCAGGAGCGGCUGUGCCACCUGCGCGCCAAGGCUGCCGAGUACGCGGGGCUGCGCUCGGCCCUGCUCGCCCGCGCGGCGCCCGCCGAGCUGGCGCAGGUGUGCGCGGCCGUGCGCAAGGACGUGGUGCGCACCGACCGCGCCCACCCCUACUUCGGGGGGCCCGAGGAGGGGCACCCCCACCUGCGGGCGCUGCAGGAGCUGCUCACCACCUUCGCCCUGGCGCACCCGCGCCUCUCCUACUGCCAGGGCAUGUCGGACGUGGCGGCGCCGCUGCUGGCCGUGCUGGACGACGAGGCCCAGGCCUACCUGUGCUUCUGCGCCCUCAUGCGCCGCCUGGGCCCGCGCUUCCGCCCCGGCGGCCGCGGCCUGGCCGGCGCCUUCGCCCACCUGCGCCGCCUCCUGCGCCGCGCCGACCCCCCGUUCUGGGCCUUCCUGGCGGCGCGGGGGGCCCACGACCUGCUCUUCUGCUACCGCUGGCUGCUGCUCGAGCUCAAGCGCGAGUUCGCCUUCGAGGACGCGCUGCGGGUGCUCGAGGUCACCUGGAGCUCGCUGCCCCCCGCCCCGCCGCCGCCCCGAGGGUCCCGCUCCUGGGGCCCCGCUGUGCCCGCCGGGCACGCCGAGCCCUCCGCGAGCGCCGGGGGCUGCGGCCCAGACCGCCCCGGCGGCGCCGGCGGCGAUGCCAGAGCGGGAGGAGGUCCCAAGGACAUCCAGAAGGAUCUCAAAAGCUCCAGCGAUGUCCAGGGGGAUCCCAAGAGCUCAAGUGACAUCCCUGAGGGUCCCAAGGACAUCCAAGAGGGUCCCAAGAGCUCUGGUGACAGCCCUGAAGGUCCCAAGAGCUUCGGAAGGUCGAGGAAGGCACCGACGCCCUCGAGAUCGACCAACAGCCCAAAUUCUCAGGGGGGAGUGGGGAAGAACCCGGAGAGGGACGUGGUGACUUCAGAGAGGGACGUGGUGACCUCAGAGAAGGACGUGGUGACCCCAGGAAGAGACACAAAGACUCCAGAGAGGGACACGAUGACCUCGGGCAACGUGAUGACCCCAAAGAGGGACUCAGUGACCCCAAAGAUGGACACGGCCCCAGAGAGGGACACAACGACCCCAGAGAGGGACACGACGAUCCCAGAUGUGGACAUGACCCCAGAGAGGGACACAACGACCCCAGAGAGGGACACGACGAUCCCAGAUGUGGACAUGACCCCAGAGAGGGACACGACGAUCCCAGAUGUGGACAUGACCCCAGAGAGGGACACGGUGACCCCAGAGAGCGACACAGCCCCGGAGAGGGACACGGUGGCUUUAAAGAGGGACACGAUGACCUCGGACAACGUGACGGCCCCGGGAAGAGACACGAUGACCCCAAAGAUGGACGUGGGCACGGUGACCCCAAACAUGGACACAGUGACCCCAGAGAAGGAUACAGUGACCCCAGAGUUGGACAUGACCCCAGAGAGGACCGUGGUGACCCCAGAGAAGGACACAGCGACCCCAGAGAAGGACACGACCCCAGAGAGGACCGUGAGGGACACAACCACCCCAAAGUCGGACACAGCCCCAGAGAGGGACACAGUGACCCCAGAGAGGGACACAAUGACCCCAAAGUUGACACACGACCCCAGAGAGGACCGCGGUGACCCCCAAGAGGAAGGCGACGACCCUGCAGAGCUGCCCGACGACCCCGACGCCCGCCCCGACCCCACGGCCGAAGACCCCUGGGGCGGCCGCUGGGCCUGGGAGGACUCGGAUUCCUCCUCGUCCUCCUCCUCCUCCUCGUGCUCGUCGUCGUCGUCGUCGGACGAGGAGCUGGGGGUGGAGGACGACGGGGCGCCGCUGCCGCCGCCGGAGGAGCUGGGCCAGGGCAACCCCUUCCUGCUGUUCGUGUGCCUGGCCAUGCUGCUGGAGCAGCGCGACGCCGUCAUGGCGCGCGCCGGCGACUACAACGAGGUGGCCAUGCACUUCGACCGCCUCGUGCGCCGCCACCACCUGCCCCGCGUGCUGCGCCGCGCCAAGGGGCUCUUCGCCAGCUACCUCGAGGGCUGGGGAGGCGCCCCGGCCCCCGCGGUGCCGCCGCCGCCGCCGUAACGGGGAGCGCCGAGAGUGAGCCCCGAGGGCACCACGGGGAGAUUGAGGGCACCACGGGGAGGUCAAGGUCAUCAUGAGGAGCCCGAGGAUGCCACGGGGAAGUCAAGGUCAUCAUGAGGAGCCCGAGGAUGCCACGGGGAGGUCAAGGUCAUCAUGAGGAGCCUGAGGACACCAUGAGGAGGUCACGGUCAUCAGGAGGAGCCCGAGGAUGCCACGAGGAGGUCAAGGUCACCACAAGGAGCUCGAGGUCAUCAUGAGGAGGUCAAGGUCAUCAGGAGGAACCCGAGGAUACCAUGGGGAGGUCAAGGUCAUCAGGAGAAGCCCAAGGACACCAGGGGGAGGUCAAGGUCAUCAGGAGGAGCCCAAGGACACCAGGAGGAACUCAAGGUCACCACAAGGAGCUCGAGGUCAUCAUGAGGAGCCCAAGGACACCACGAGGAACUUGGGGACACCACGGGGAGGUCAAGGUCAUCACGAGGAGCUCGAGGUCUUCACGAGGAGCUCGAGGUUGUUGUGAGGAGCUCCAGGUCAUCACGAGGAGCUCGAAGUCAUUGUGAGGAGCUCGAGGCCACCAGAAAGAACUGAAGGUCGCCGUGGGGAGCUCGAGGGCGCCACAGGGAGGUCAAGGUCAUCGUGGGGAGAUCGAGGUCAUCGUGGGGAGCUCGAGGCCACCACGGGGAGGUUAAGGUCGUCAUGAGGAGCCCAAGGACACCACAGGGAACUCAAGGACAUUGGGAGGAGCUCGAGGCCACCAUGGAGAAGAUUAUUGUGAGGGGAUCAAGGACACCACAGGGAGCUCAAGGUCAUCAUGAGGGGCCCGAGGCCACCAAAGGAAGGUUAAGGUCACCAUGAGGAGCUCGAGGUCAUCGUGAGGAGCUCGAGGUCAUCGUGAGGGGGUCAAGGUCAUCAUGAGGAGC
Molecule: messenger RNA, 3789 nt
Organism: Myiozetetes cayanensis
Lineage: Eukaryota; Metazoa; Chordata; Aves; Passeriformes; Tyrannidae
Gene: TBC1D25
Product: TBC1 domain family member 25
Biological process (GO): activation of GTPase activity; regulation of autophagosome maturation
Cellular component (GO): autophagosome
Molecular function (GO): GTPase activator activity
Source: RefSeq, a predicted model, not a curated record